AUGAUUAUUUUGGUUAAAACUUCAACAGUAACCUUUUCAUUGGAUGUUAAUCCAGCUGAUAAGGUCACUGUAUUAAUAGGAAAAGUAUGCGAAAGAACAUCAAUGAGCGAUUUCCAAUUCAAUUUGGUAUUUGCUGGUGAACCAAUGGAUCCAAAUGCUACAAUUCAAUCACAUGGUAUUAAAAAAGAAGGUACAAUCCAUAUGCAAACUAUUAAAGAAUUAACUUUUGAUGUCGAAUAUAAUACUGUUGUUUUAAAAGUUACAAUUCCAAAUAAAAAAGAUUUAAAAGUUUUAGAAUUAAAAAGCCAUAUUUGUUCAGUAUUAUCAAAAAAUGAACCAGAUAUUUAUAAAUUACCAUUAGUAUUAUCACAAAGUGGUAAAACUUUAUUAGAUAGUGAUUUAGUUCAAAAUACUGUAAAGAGAAUGGAAACAUUAAUUUUAGAAAAAAAAGGAUCAAGUACUGGCACAAUAGAUGAAUCAACACCAGAAAAUCAAAAUUUAAUUCCAAUCAUUGACAAAGAAGAUAUUUUAUCACAUUUUGUUGGCAAUUCUAUUUCAAACGAUGUAGAGAUUGUUUUUUGUUUUGAUACUACCACCAGUAUGAAUGCUGUUAUCGUCGAAGUAAGAAAGAAACUCUUAGAGACCAUCACCCAUUUGAUGAAAGAAAUUCCAUUGAUCCGUAUUGGUAUUAUGGCUAUGGGUGAUUUUUGUGAAGAAAAACCACUCUAUACUUUGGAUCUUACCACUGAUGUAAAUAAGAUUGUCUCUUUUAUUAAUGGAGUUAAAUCAACUAAUGGUGGUGAUGAGCCAGAAUGCUACGAAUAUGCUCUUCAUAAAGCCAAGUUCUUAUCAUGGUCAUCUCAUACAAGUAAAGCUUUUGUUAUGAUUGGUGAUAGUCCACCACAUCCACCAUACUACACCAAUCACCACAUCAAUUGGGUCAGAGAAUGUGACGAUCUCGAAGCUUUAGGUAUUAAAAUUUAUGGAAUUGUAGCCAUCCACGAAAAGUAUCGUUAUUUCUAUCAAACUAUAAGUGAAAGAACCAACGGUUUAUGUAUUUUAUUCUCACGUUUCGAAUUAAUUACAGAAAUGUUUUUAGCCAUUUGUUUCAGAGAAGCUUCAUCAGCAAAAUAUGAACAAUAUAAAAAAGAAGCCAAAGAAAGAGGUGGUGAUAAAGAUUUAGAUGCUAUUUUCAAUGAUUUAGAUAAACCAAAUUUCGAUGUUGUUGAAGCAAACCCAGACGAUAUUGCCACACCAAAUACUACAACUGACGAAGCAUCAUCAUCUGUAACCAACACUACUGAUGAAAAUACCACUACUACCACCACUGAAGCACCAAAAAAACCAACAGCAGCUCCAGUUAAAAUGCCAAAACAUUAUGGUGUAUUAAAUGCUAAUUAUGAUAAAAAUGAAGCAUGGUGCAAUUUCUUGGACGAUGAUUUACCAAUGAAUGAGUCAUUCACAAAACCAAUGUUUGGUAGUCGUUAUAAACCAAAUGGUAAAAAAUCAUCAUACAAAGUUCCAACACUAGGUUUAGUAAUUGGUGAACGUCAUAUUGGUUUCAAAUCAUUCCUCAAAACUUUAAUUCUUAAAACCCUCAAAGAAGAAACCAAACUUUACUUUAACGAUUACCGUUUAGAUACACUCCACAGUAUUCCAUUCAACUCAUUAUUUAUUGCAACUUUUAAUGUUGCCGAUUCAAACUCGUUCAACCAAGUUCAAACUAAAAUAGAACAAGUUCAAAAACAAUUUGCAACUACUCCAAUUUAUUUAUUAGGUCUCCAAUCAGAUAAAAGAGAUUCAAAUACAAACACAGUUUCAGCAGCAUCUGAUGACAAAUCAUCAUCAACUCCAGAUGAAUCAUCCAAAUCAGCUCCUUCAACAAUUAGUUUGGUUGAAAAAUCAGAAAUUGAUAAUUUAUUAAGAAACAAAAAUUUAUUAGGUUAUUCAGAAUGUACUAUAAACAACCCAUCUUCAAUCACAAGUUUAGAAAAGAAAAUUUUAAAACUUUAUGAAUCAACAAAACAAUAA
Messenger RNA from Dictyostelium purpureum, 2031 nucleotides. RefSeq lists its product as uncharacterized. Gene Ontology annotation, molecular function: protein binding. The record is from RefSeq and is a predicted model, not a curated record. The transcript is spliced from 2 exons. Lineage: Eukaryota; Evosea; Eumycetozoa; Dictyosteliales; Dictyosteliaceae. The coding region runs from base 1 to 2031 and encodes 676 amino acids.